Paramisgurnus dabryanus is the source of this 1791-nucleotide messenger RNA. Its product is annotated as IgGFc-binding protein-like. The record is from RefSeq and is a predicted model, not a curated record. Lineage: Eukaryota; Metazoa; Chordata; Actinopteri; Cypriniformes; Cobitidae.
UUUAGAGAAAACAAGACAACCACAAUCAAAGACAUCAGCAUCAAAUUUGAGUUCAAGACAGAGAUUCAGUCAUGUUUGCUUUUCUUCUGAUUAUGUCAAUGUUUAGCCAAGGUCUCACAAUAGUGAGCUAUGGUGACAGUUUCAUCACAGCAUUUCCAGAGAACCUGGGUUACUUUUACCCAAACACUUCUAGAAGUCUGAGAGUCACCGCCCUACUUGACGGCACUUCUGUCAACAUUUUCUACAACGGCGGCAGCACACCAACACAGACAAACAUGCAGAAAGGCCAAACCGUACUUGUGGGGUUUCCAACAUCUGUAAAUCAAUUCGACUACUCCACACAAUCUAUCCGAAUCACCAGUGACAAAUACAUUGUAGUACAUUCUGUCAGUGGUACAGAUGGAGUUAAUAAUAAAAGUGUCCAGACCAAUGUUGUUCAACCUGAUGAAAAUCUUGACACACAUUAUUUGAUCCCUUCGCUGAACUACCCAAACCUUCUUGCAACGUUUGGCAUAUCCCAGCCAGACAUCGCUUCCAAAAGAUACGGCUCGAUCAGACUGAUCAUCAUCAAUGCUGAGGACACAGAGAACAACAUCACGUUAGUCAAAAACAUAUCAGGCCGCAUUCAAAUAGAAAGCUUCACGAUUCCAUCAUUCCAACUCAUCCAGUUGCAGGUCAAUGCUUCACUGAUGAUGGUUAACUCGAGUAGUAAAACAGCUUUGCUGCUGACUCACCCGUGUCUAGAAAAACCAGGCUGUACAUGCAGCAUGAUAGUCAAUCAGAUUCUUCCUGUGAGAUUUCAGGGGCAGAACUUUGUUGUGCCCUCAUUUCCAGGUAUAACCCAACGACAGUUAUUAACGACAUCACGUGACAAGGCAAUCUCACCCUCUCAAAACAAUAUCAGCUUAACGGCUAACUUAGCAGGGCUUCAGUCAAUUUCAGAUCCAGAUAAAUCUCAAUAUGUAACCGCAUCGAGUAACGUGUCCCUAAGACUGAUCAGCCCAGGACUUUUCAUUGAAUUGAUUCCAGAAAACAUGUUUGCCGCCUGCUACCUGCUCCACUUCUACACAAACAACAAGCAGGCCAUUGUGAUUGCUAAAACUGACAGCAAAGAUGAAGUGCACGCGGGUACAGAAACACUUCAAAAUGCUGUGUGGACUGAGAUUCCUGACACGGAGUACUCUUCAGGUAGAAUAACUUUAUCUGAUACAUCAGUUAUGACAGUUAUCUGGCAUCCAAGCUCAAAGAUUGCGGUUUAUAUACUGGAAAAUACUCAAGAGACCAUUUUUGGAGGCCCAGCUAUACCUAUUAAUCUAAAACCGGAUAAGUCUGGCUGUGUGGUGAUUCCUGGAGAGUUUAAAGUCGGAGAGCAGCCUCUUAAAUGGGCCGAGGCCCUACAUUUCUGCGCAAACGACCAAAGAGAAUUUGCCUGUCCUACAGAUAAAGCCCUCCAGGUGGAUUUGGCCAAUAGUGUUGAUACAACAGAUGCGGAGGGUUGGAUCGGUCUACGCCGUAGUCUAAUGACUACAGAGUGGUCCUGGAAGAAACAAUCAUCAUCAUCAUCAUCACCAUCACCACCUGUGACUUAUGUUAACUGGGCCGACGGGCAACCACAGGACAAACUGAAGGGCUUUUGUGCUUCAUUGUCACUGGAUGGUACAGAUGAUUUCAAAUGGAAAAGUACAAAGUGCUGCGAGAAAAAGCUUCCUAUCUGCUACAAGCCCCCAACAACCAUUGUUCCUUAAACCUAGCCAUCUGAAACAGAAAACAUUCCUUAAGUUCUCAUGUAUA